GUUGCGUACGGUAUUUUAUGAGUGGUAAGAAGGUUAGAAACGGCGGUAAUUUUGUACCACUUGUUGACACUUUCAUGAUUAAUAUUAGUAUGUUUCACUUCGCUAAUUAGUAUUAUGGCAGAGUCAGAUUUCAGUGAGUUGCUUCAUGCAGCUGAGCAGUUGUCAGCUGAAGUGGAAGGGAGUGGUGAUCUACCAAAGGUUGAGAGGACAUUGCGUCAAGUUUUAGAAGCUUCCACAGAGUUAUGGUCAAGAGUGACACAAACUGGAGCCCAGGAUGUCCAGGCGCAUUUACUCUUAGGCUCAAAGGGGGUAGAUCUACCACAGCUGUCACAGAAGCUUGAGGUGUUGAGUGCUCGAACAACAUUUGAACCUCUUGAGCCAAUUCCUGAUGCAGAUAUUCAGAGUUUCCUAAAAAAUGAAAAGGAAAAUGCCAUUUUGUCAAUUAUUGAGGAGACUCAUAGAACUUGUUUUGAUGAUACAGAGAAACUGCAGUGGGAACACAUUGAAAGUGAAUGGAAACAAGACAAGCAAAAAGCACUCAAUGCUUUUGCAGGAACUUCUGAAGAGUUCCUCAAACUGUCACUCCAGCCUGAGCCUUCCAUUAUCAGUGACACAAUAACAGGUGCAGUUCGAAGUCUACUGGAUAACCAAGAAAUGGCAUAUGCGAAACAAGUGAUGGAGUACAACAAGGUUGUGGUUCAAGGAGUCAUUCGGCCAUCUCUAGUGGAUAAGUUUUCUCAAGUCGCAGACAGUUUGAAUGACAAGAAAGUGAGUGAGUUAUGGGAAAUGAUCCGCUAUAUGUCAGAAGUUCCUCCAAGAGCAACAGGUGAUCCUUUAGCUUCCCGAGUGAUACCACAGGUUCGAAAUGUCCUCAUUUCUCAAGCCAGGAAAUAUCUAGAAGACAGAUACAAGACAUAUAUGACCAGUGUUGUGAUGGGAAACCUCCAGCAAGCUCGUCGAGGUGGUGUACCUGGAACAUUUCCAUUGGUUCGUAGUUUUGUUGCAGUCCGAGUUCCACCGGGCAUGACAGGUCUAGAAGAUGGCACCGUGGAAGAUCAACCAUUCUGGCCACUGGUUUACUAUUGUCUUCGUUGCGGUGACAUAGCUGCAGCAUUGUACUGCGCCAGACAAGCUGGCUCAGGGAUGGAUGAGUUCUGUUCAGUAUUGGAAGAACUGGUUAACAGCAAAGACAAGAAGCUGAGUUCUCGGCUAGAAACUCUGGUAAAGUUCCAGUAUCGCCGACAUAUAAGAAACACCACUGAUCCAUUUAAGAGGGCUGUGUACUGUGUCAUUGGAUCCUGUGAUGUGAAUGAUGAACAUUCAGAAGUAGCGAAGGCUGCAGAUGAUUAUAUAUGGUUGAAACUUUGUCAGAUCCAUGAAGAAGACAGCUCAGAAACUCAAGCUACAGACAGAAUGACUUAUGCUCACCUACAGUCAUUAAUACUUGAAGAAUAUGGUGAAAGUCACUACAAUGCUCAUGAGCAGCCACAUGUGUAUUUCCAAGUUCUGAUUCUUACUGGUCAGUUUGAAGCAGCAAUUGAAUUUCUGGCCCGCACUGAGAAACUGCGGGUUCAUGCUGUGCACAUUGCAAUAGCACUCAAUGAACAUCAUUUGCUAGGUGUUCCAUCAAAUGUGCAGGCUCCUUUAUUGUCAGUUGAUCCUGGUGAUAGACCUCCUGCUCGAAGGCUGAACUUGGCUCGGCUCAUCAUGUUGUAUGUUCGCAAGUUUGAAGCUUCUGAUCCCAAAGAAGCAUUGCAGUACUAUUAUUUUCUGAGGAACAUGAAGGGUCCUGAUGGAGGUAACUUGUUCAUGACUUGUGUGAGUGAUCUGGCUCUGGAGUCCAGAGAAUUUGAUCUGCUGUUGGGUGUCUUGGAGCCUAAUGGGCUAAGACUCCCAGGUCUUAUUGACACCUUUCAAGGAGUACAGGCGGAUACAAAGCUUAUUAUUGGACAGGUUGCAAUGGAUUCUGAACGGAAAGGGAUGUUUGAAGAUGCCAUUAAGUUAUAUGAUCUAGCAGGUAAUCAUGAAAAGGUACUGGGGUUGAUGACUUCAAUGAUGAGUCAGGUGGUACAUCAAGUUAAUCGCCCUGGAUCCCUGCGCACACGCUUGCAGGAACUAGCAGACAACAUCACAAGCCGAUACAGGGGACAGCAGAUUAAUAGCUCACCUGACACAGCAUCAACAUUCUUCUUGUUGCGAGAUCUCCUUAUAUUCUUUGAUCAGUAUCAUGCCCAGGAGUACCACCAAGCUCUUGAGAUAAUUGCAAAAACAAAAUUGAUCCCCAUGACUCUAUUGGAAGUUGAGGAACGAGUGAACAGUUUCAAGCGUCUUGGAGAGGAGAUAUGUCGGAACAUUCCAGAUGUGCUGCUUGCCACAAUGAAUAUGCUUUAUGUACAGUACAAUAAGACAAAGGGAGGAGAUGUAAACACUUCUAGCUCUGGACGAUUAGAAGAUAAACAACUGGCAUAUUUUCGUGAAAAAGCCCGUGCCAUCACGAGCUUUGCAGGCACCAUUCCAUAUCGAAUGCCUGGUGAUACCAACAGCAGACUUGUUCAGAUGGAAAUUUUCAUGCAUUAGCAGAAUUUUGCAUGUGGGUGAUUCCAGUUGUGUUGAUGUUAUGUCUUUAUUAAGAUAACAAUAAAAAUAACUUUUGCAGUAAGCAUCUUUAGUAUAUUAUAUGUACUUCAGUCUUCCAAUCUACUAUCAGUGUGAUCACAUACUCAGAAUCAGAAUUGAUGACAGUAAAUUUUAAUUUUAUUUA
This is a messenger RNA of Cryptotermes secundus, 2761 nucleotides long. Its product is annotated as nuclear pore complex protein Nup93. The transcript is spliced from 17 exons. The record is from RefSeq and is a predicted model, not a curated record. Gene Ontology annotation, molecular function: structural constituent of nuclear pore. Gene Ontology annotation, biological process: protein import into nucleus; poly(A)+ mRNA export from nucleus. Gene Ontology annotation, cellular component: nuclear pore. The coding region runs from base 115 to 2577 and encodes 820 amino acids. NCBI's taxonomy places the organism in Eukaryota, Metazoa, Arthropoda, Insecta, Blattodea, Kalotermitidae.